Messenger RNA from Aspergillus ruber CBS 135680, 519 nucleotides. RefSeq names its product gamma-glutamylcyclotransferase family protein. Bases 1 to 519 code for a protein of 172 amino acids. The transcript is spliced from 2 exons. The record is from RefSeq and is a predicted model, not a curated record. NCBI's taxonomy places the organism in Eukaryota, Fungi, Ascomycota, Eurotiomycetes, Eurotiales, Aspergillaceae.
AUGGACUACAAACCAUGGUACCCAUCAGACUACACUCAAGCACUAAGCAACAUUCUCACAGAAGACCAAACAACCACUCUCCUAACCCAACCCGGCACUUCCCCCCGCUUCGUCUACGGCACUCUAAUGCUCCCCACAGUCCUCAAAUACUUCACCGAUAUGCCCCAAACAACCCCCAUCUCCCGCAACAUGACCCAAGCCACGCUCUUCGGCUACCAACUCUACCGCUUCUCCAACCCCGGGACGCCCGUGAUCGCGCCAUCGCCGGACCCGCAAGCUGCCGUCGAGGGACUGCUUAUCUUUGGAUUGAACGAGCAGCAGAGGAAUGCGAUUUAUGAGCUCGAGGCCGGAUUGAUGAAAUUGGUUAGUGUGCAGGUGGAUAUUCAGCAGCGGGUAACGGGUGAGGGGGGGCUGUGUAGUAUGCGUGCUGUGGAGGCGGGUGUGUUUUGUUGGGCGGAUGAGAGGACGAUGGAGGGAUUAAUCCCUAUUGAUGGUCCAUCUAAAUACUCAUGGACAUAG